AUGGAAGACAUAUAUACUGCACUUAAAGCUGCGAGAACAGAUCCAUAUGCUACUCAAGAAAAUGUUGUUCUAAUUAAUAGAGUAGAGAAAGAAAUCACAUUUAACAAACAUAAUCCAUCUUCACGUUCUAUGAAACGGCUGCAAUUCCCACUAAUGCUGUCAUGGGCCUGCACUGUUCAUAAGGUUCAAGGAAAAACGUUUGAUAAAAUUGUUGUCUGUUUUGAUUUAUUAAAACAACGAGCCUUUCAAUCAGGACAAAUCUAUGUUGCAUUAAGUCGAGUCACAAGUUUAGACGGUUUAUACCUAACGGGUACAUUUUCUAAGUCAACCAUUAAGUCAGACACACGAGCAACAGAGCCAUACAAUUACAUGCGAGAACAUUCAAAAUUGACACAAAAAGAAACUGGUAAAAAUUCUAUUAUGGUCACUUUGCUUAAUACAAGAUCCUACAACAAGCAUUAA
This is a messenger RNA of Hydractinia symbiolongicarpus, 462 nucleotides long. RefSeq lists its product as uncharacterized. The transcript has a single exon. The coding region runs from base 1 to 462 and encodes 153 amino acids. The record is from RefSeq and is a predicted model, not a curated record. Gene Ontology annotation, molecular function: ATP binding. Lineage: Eukaryota; Metazoa; Cnidaria; Hydrozoa; Anthoathecata; Hydractiniidae.